Molecule: messenger RNA, 1428 nt
Organism: Acanthosepion pharaonis
Lineage: Eukaryota; Metazoa; Mollusca; Cephalopoda; Sepiida; Sepiidae
Source: the annotation of a GenBank genome assembly
AUGAAGAAAAAAGCUGUUUUAGCCGAUAGAAAAAAUGCCAACAAUAUUGCUGAUCUUAUUUCUUAUAUGGAGGCAGCUAAACCCAAGAUUUUAUUUCUGUGCAUUUCAUCACUGCAAGACAUUUUUGAAAAGUUCCUUGUCACAAAUGAGAUGAUGGUCGAACAUUCUUCUAAAUGUUCAAAUAAUGAAAAGACAUAUAAAUUAUGGUUGGUAGAGAAAUACAAAAAGUUUUGUCAUUCUCUAGUGGAUUUUUUACAGCAUGAUGAAAAGAACAUUGUAAAUAUGUCAUUACUUACUCUGAGCAAUUUCUUCAAAUUGGAGCAAGAAUAUUUUGCAUCUGACUCACCUUGUCAAGCUGUGUGGCCAAAUGUUGUUCAGAAAUUGCUUGACAAUUCUUCUGACAUCCAAUCGAUGCUUUUUCCUGUUUCUUUUAUAUUUGAAGAAUAUUCAGCACGUCACAUUUUUCUCACGUCUUUCUUGGAAAGCAUCCAUGCUAAAUUACCUCAACAGAUGUCCAAUACAUUUUUAAACAAUGCAUUUUGCUGUUUAGAAAUGGUUUCCACAGAAAUAAACAAAGUUUUGGUUUCUGAGCAAGAACAAUUGAGUGAAUCCACACAUAAGGAAAAAAAGUUGCUGAGUAGUUGUUGGUUAGAAUUUUUAAAGCAUCAGCUGCCAAUGAAUUUAUACAAGCGUGUGUUGGUGAUCAUUCCAGACAAAGUGAUUCCUUGCCUCACAAAUCCUUUGAAACUUUCAGAUUUCCUCACACAUUCUUACAGUAGAGGUGGAGUCAUCAGUCUUUUGGCUCUGAGUGGAAUUUUCAUCCUUAUUGACAAACAUAACUUAAAUUAUCCAGAGUUUUAUCCCAAGUUAUAUUCCCUCAUGAAUCCUUCUAUUUUCCACACAAAGUACAGAGCUCGAUUCUUCUACAAUUUAGAUCUCUUCCUAUCCUCCACCCAUCUCCCAGCUUACAUGACUUCAGCUUUCAUCAAAAAACUGUCCAAAAUUUCACUGCAUGCUCCACCACAUGGCCUUAUGAGUUGUGUCCCACUUAUCUACAAUCUUAUCAACAGACACAAAACAUGUAGAAUUCUCAUUGACAGAACAGAACAGCAGCGAUUUACAACUGACCCUUAUGAUCCAAAUGAGAAAGAUCUUAGUAAAUGUAAUGCAAUUGAAAGUAGUCUAUGGGAACUCAAAACUCUGCAGCAACACUACAGUCCAGCAGUUGCCCAAAAGUGCCAAAAGAUAGAUCAUUUGAGGAAUUCUCAAAUACCAAUUGCAGAAUUACUGGAAACUUCAGCAGAUGAUAUGUUUGGAAGAGAAUUGGAAUAUGGCCAGAAGAUUAAAGAUACACCAAUAAACUUAUUUCGACCACAAGGGAUUCUAAACAACCAAGAUAACAAAUUUUCAUUUUGGUGCAUGGAAUAA